Messenger RNA from Trichoderma breve, 1680 nucleotides. RefSeq names its product fungal potassium channel domain-containing protein. The coding region runs from base 1 to 1680 and encodes 559 amino acids. Lineage: Eukaryota; Fungi; Ascomycota; Sordariomycetes; Hypocreales; Hypocreaceae. Gene Ontology annotation, biological process: potassium ion transmembrane transport. The record is from RefSeq and is a predicted model, not a curated record. Gene Ontology annotation, cellular component: plasma membrane. The transcript has 6 exons. Gene Ontology annotation, molecular function: potassium ion transmembrane transporter activity.
AUGGGUUGCCUAAGUCAUCGCAGCAAGGAGACACGGCAAUAUACCGACCAGAAAUGGGAUUACAUUAACCUCUCCGACUUCAAGGCCAAGGGCUGCGGUGCCGUCUUCGCAUACAUCACCCUCUGGAUGGGCCUCAUCAUCUCCCUCACUGUCUACGGAGUCGAUACUUUUACUGCCGUCCAAUUGCUUGUCUUCAACCGAUGGUCAUCCGAGAUCGAGCCCGCCAUUCCCUUUUCCGUUUCGAAAUGGAUCUUUUCUGUUUGCAUCAUCUUGUCCUUUGUCAACCUCGGAUUUGAAUGGAUUCGUGCAGCUCGAAAGAUUAAACGAGGAAAUGUUGCCGAGGUCUAUCUCGACAGUCUGGCUGUCCGCUGGGAGUCAAUCCGUCUGGGGUCUGGCCAAGGUUUCAAGCGAUUCCUUGUCUUUACCGAGCUCACCAAGAGUAAAAAGGGCGCCGAAUAUAUUGCCCUGUUUACUUACUUUAGCUUUCAAUCCUGGAUCCGAGUUCUGUUCUGUACCAGUCCGCGACAGGUAGUCAAUGCCUUGACUCUCAGAUCUGUCUAUCUUGCCAAGCUCGCUGUCAGCUCAAACUCGGUCGGGGGCUCUAUUUCAGAAUUCUUUGACAAGAUCAAGACACUUGCGCAACAGGACUUUCGCCAGGCUGCCAUUCUCGGAGGCAUGUGCUUCACACUGGUUGUCUGGGUCUUUUCAGCUUUGUACUUGCUUUCCGCCGUCCUCUUCUACAUCUGCUUCCUCUUUCACUGGAUUCCCCGCGCCGACGGCGGCCUGACAGGAUACUGUGAGCGAAAAGUCAACAGCGCUCUGCUCAAGAUUGUGACCAAGACGGUCAACAAGGCGCUCGCCAAGGGGCAGGCAGACAGGAUGAAAAGAGCCAUGACCGAGAAAGGCGAGGCUCACCCAGACACGUCGCUUCCUACUCUACCAAAUGUCGGCAUCUUCGCGCCACAGCAGCAAACUGGCGUCACUGCACCUUUGCCCGCGUACACGUCGAAUCCAGGGACCCCGGUCGGAGACUUUAAGCGGCAGAUGCCCCCACGGAGCAUGACGGGAGCCUCAACCAUGAGCUAUUCUUCUCGGGCUCCACUGAGGACUGGGACGGGAGACUCUAUGAGAAGCACAGACAUGAACCAUAUGCGUUCAGGCUCGAAUUCCUCGUAUGGCCAGCCGCGUUCUCAAAGCCCCCCAAGCAAUGGUCCUCGGUUGGAUAUGAGCCACAUGCGGACUGGCUCAAACUCAUAUCGACAGCCAUUCUCUGAAAGCCCCGCGAGCAUGGGUCCGGCGGCUACAUCGUCAGUGUACGCGCCGUCGACAAGGUCCGUUCCGUCGCGUAUCACCGACCAAUAUGGCAAUCGUCAGCAUAUGCAAGACGAUGCUCAAUCUUUCCGAGGUCCGCCACCCAGGUCGUAUACCUUCAACAAUGAAGGUCGAUCCAGCCCAGCACCAUCCGCGGCAGGAUCAUCUUACUCAAGAGCCCCUCAGCAACCCAGGCAGAUGACUGAGCCAAUGCAGCCGCUUCGUCAAAAUUCUCAGGAUUUUUACAAUCCGCAAUCUCAAGCUCAGACUCAAGCUCAAUCUGGAUCAACAUAUGGGUCAGCAUAUGGAUCAGCAUACGGAUCAGCAUAUGCAUACGAUGUUGAGGCGCAGAACAAUCGUAGAUAUUAG